Gadus morhua (Atlantic cod) is the source of this 5172-nucleotide messenger RNA. RefSeq names its product aspartate beta-hydroxylase (gene asph). Gene Ontology annotation, molecular function: peptidyl-aspartic acid 3-dioxygenase activity. The record is from RefSeq and is a predicted model, not a curated record. Bases 1058 to 2719 code for a protein of 553 amino acids. Gene Ontology annotation, cellular component: endoplasmic reticulum; membrane. The transcript has 11 exons. Gene Ontology annotation, biological process: peptidyl-aspartic acid hydroxylation. Lineage: Eukaryota; Metazoa; Chordata; Actinopteri; Gadiformes; Gadidae.
GCUACAGUCUGUUAGAAUAUGGUUACACAUACAAAGCUGCAGCCUCGUUUUAGUGAAGGUUAUUAGUUAGGAGCUCAGGUAACCACGAGCUAAGGGCAUGAUAAGGGUUAGUAAAUCAUCACUAGAGCUUAACUCACUUAAUGUGCUUUAGUGAACAGAGAGCCGUCUGUACUGAUAACUCGACUGUCAGCCCUCAUGGGGAUGAAUGAUGUGACUUGGCUAAAGGUUUCGCUGGCUGCAUGCUGAGUCAGUAAAGUGGGUUUAAAGCGUCGUCUGUGCACUCUAGUGCGCUUGCGCGUAACGAGGCUUAUUGGACGUGCGUGACGUGAUGUGUGAGACAGCUAAAGCGUUAAAGCAGACUCACUUUGUUCACAUAACACUUAAAGUUUCGCUGCGAGGGGAGAGGGGUGCAUUAGAAGGCCGAGGACAUAAAAUGGGAUCGAGAGCAGUUUGAGGAAUAGUUAAUCCUAAAUGGAGCAGCGCCCAACUCAACGAGAUUAUCAAGUUAUGCAACAGAGUCGAGCUAUUAUGCCCCCCCACGCCAACAUCACGCGAUACUGGACUUUCCCCCUUUCCAGCCUAGCUGGUAAAGCGAUACUCCUCUCCAUUCAAAUCUUCACACAACAUGUUUUAAAUGUAUUUUGGUCAUUAAAAAAUAUGUUUUAUAAGCCUCUCUCUGGGCAGUUGUACCGGGAACAGUACAGAUGAUAACCUAUCAUCGCGAUGCUUGGGAAUCGACCAUAUUGCCACGUUCCAGAGGGGCGGGGCGGGGGAGGAGGGUCGCGAGCACAAUAUGUCCACACGAUUGAAUAAGCCAUAUGGGCCUUCGCUCCCAUUGGCCGGUCCUUUCCUUUAAGCCCGCCCCCUGACGCGGCGGACGCAGCGGAUUGGUCGUGGCGGCGGUCGGUCUAGUAGUAGUGAGUGGUCCGUCAGAACUGGUUUACUCACUCCGACUCCAGCCGCCGAGCUUCUUCUGUUGUCUCUCUCUUACCUGUACUCUCUCACCUGUUCUCACUGACCUGCCCUCACUGACCUGCCCCCCUGCGAACCGGACAACAUGGCGCCAAAAAGGAGCACGAAGGGACCCGCUAAACCCCGAGAGGCAGGAAAAUCUUCGUUGGCCAACAAGAACGGGAAGAAGGCGGAUUCAGGAUGCCUCGGGGGCGGACUCUUCUCCUGGUUCAUGGUCAUCGCCCUGCUGGGAGUCUGGACCUCAGUGGCCGUGGUCUACUUUGACCUGGUGGACUACAAGGGUGUGAUGGACAAAGCCAAAGACAUUCAAAUUAACCUAUCCGAGAGUUUGCAAGGUAAACUGUCGGCCUACGACGCGGACGGAGACGGUGAUUUCGACGUGGAGGACGCCAAAGUGUUGCUCGGCCUGAAGGAGAGUGCCGUCGCCCCGGCAACGAAGAUGGAGGCUGCCGCUCCGGUGGAGCAGCCCGCUGUGGACGCCCCCGCUCCGUCAGACCAAGCUGUGAUUGAGCCGGACCCCGUGGAGGUGGAGGAGGAGAUCCAGGCGGAGGCUGCAGAGGAGGUGCUCGCCCCCCCACCAGUGCCUGAGCAGGAAGCGGAAGAGGAACCUCAGCAGGAAGUGGAGGCCCCAGAACAGGAAGUGGAGGCCCCAGCCCAGGAAGUGGAAGAUGAGCCUGAGGUGUUCGAGGAAGACCCAGAGGUGCUGGAGGAGGAGGUUCCCACAGAGGAGGAGGAGGAGGAGGAAGCUGCUGCCAUUGAGGAGGAGGUCCAAGAGGAGGAGGAAGCUGCUGCCAUAGAUGAGGCCCCUGAAGAGGCUGCUCCCAUAGAGGAGGCCCCUGAGGAGGAAGCUGCUCCCAUAGAGGAGGCCCCUGAGGAGGAAGCUGCUGCCAUAGAGGAGUAUGAGGAGGAAGCUGCUCCAGUAGAGGAGGAGUAUGAGGAGGAGGCCCCAGCAGAAGAGGAGGUGGCCCUUGAGGUUGAGGAGGUGGCCCCUGAGGUUGAGGAGGAGGUGGAGGAGCCUGCUGCUGAAGACAUCAUGGAACAGAGCCUGCCAGUUGUAGAGGAGGAGGUGCUGGCUUCACACGUAGAGGAGGUGGUGCUGGCUUCACACGUAGAGGAGGUGGUGCUGGCUUCACACGUAGAGGAGGUGCUGGCGGCUGAAGUGGAAGAGGUGCAGGCAGCUGAAGUUGAGGAGGUGCAGGCAGCUGAAGUGGAGGAGGAGGAGGUGGCUCCCUCUGACGAUGCUGUCGAGGAAGAAGAAGCCGUAGCCGACCAGCCCGAGGAGGAGGAGGAGGAGGAGGAGGAGGCGGAGGAGGCGGAGGAGGAAGAAGAAGUAGCAGCUGCAGAAGAGGUGAUGCCAGAAGAGGAGGAGCAGGAGCCAGCAGCUGAGGAGCAACUGGAGACCACUGAAGAAGAAGAAACGCCAGAAGAAGCUGAGGAGGCGGUUGAGGAGGUGGCUGCUACGGAAGAACAGAUUGAGGAGGAGGUGGCAGAAGAACAGAUUGAGGAGGAGGUGGCAGAAGAACAGAUUGAGGAGGAGGUGGCAGAAGAUCAGAUUGAGGAGGAGGUGGCAGAAGAACAGAUUGAGGAGGAGGUGGCAGAAGAUCAGAUUGAGGAGGAGGUGGAAGGAGAAGAUCAGAUGGCGGAGGAAACGGUAGAAGAACUACAGGAGGAGGAGGAGGAGGUGGCAGGAGAUGAGCCCAGAGAGAUUACAACGGAACAGAGCGAGGCAACGCCCACAGAAACGUAAGAGUCGGCUGUCGGCACGGCAACGGAGCAAGGGACCCACUGAAGUUGCGUCGUCACUCUGUCUGAGCGUGCUCAAAACGACGCUGCUCUCUCCACCUCUGGAAGACGAGAAGCGUGGCCGCGGCAACGUUCGUCACUAACCUCUCUCUUGCUCUCGUUCUCUCUUUCUCUCUUUCUCUCAUUUUCUCUGUCUCUCUGGCUCUCUUGCUCUCUCUCAUGUCUGUCCUUUGUCAGUUACUUUGACGCCUUUGUUUGAUCCCUCUUUAUCUUUUAAUUCCCACAGUCAGAUCUGGAAAACGGGACAUGUUCUGUUUCCUGUCAACUGGUCGGUCUAUUCUAGACCAGUUCAUUCCCGAUCGAUCUUUUCCAGAUCAGAUCAUUCCAGUUCUUUCUAUUCUAGGUCCACCACACUUUCUGUUCUGGAAAUUGAAAGCGGAGUUAGGAGUGUCUCCAGAACUGUUUGAGCCAGAACUAGAGACUGCUCUGGAACUCCAGCUCUAUAGAUCUAGACAUCUUAGCUCCUCCCCACAGAGGGCGCUAGAGACUUCCAGAAGUUUCCCAGCCCAGCCUACGUAGCUCUGCUCCUAGCCUAGCACCUCUCUACAGAACUUGCUAGGCCACACCCGGAGGAGCUGGCUCUGUGGGGGGCAGGAGGAGGGCUCUAUGCAACGCUACGGUGCUCUUUACCUCUCUCUCUCUCUGUCCCUCCUAGCUCGCCCAGUCUCAUAUACCACUCAGUAUCUGUUGAGCCAUACAUGCAUGGGGUUACAGGGAGGUGUGUGUGUGUGUGUGUGUGUGUGUGUGUGUGUGUGUGUGUGUGUGUGUGUGUGUGUGUGUGUGUGUGUGUGUGUGUGUGUGUGUGUGUGUGUGUGUGUGUGUGUGUGUGUGUGUGUGUGUGCCUCUAGAUGCUGUUUUCUAUUUUGACAACAUAACUAACACUCUGGAUAAAAUUUAAUGUAGAACGUGUUUUUUUAUUAUACGAUUCAGAUGUAAAUGUCACGUUUUUAGUUUACCUUGUGCUGUGAUUUGAACCACAAUAUACUAAUCAUGCAGCGAAACUCUCCUGCGUGUUAGCUAGCCUAGCUCACCUCACCUAGCCCUUCUUACUUAGCCUAGCUAGCUCUCAGCCUAGCAAAGCCAACGUGUAAUAAACUCUUCUAAGGUGUGAUUAUGUUCUGUCUUAGUUCGGGUCUCCGCCACAUUCUGCUCAUAAGACAAAACGGUGGAUGUUGUUUUGUUUUUUUUGUCAUUUGUUUGAAGCGUGUAUUUCAUGACGUCAGCCCUCUACUUGGUUUUCAGUUUUUUGUUUUCUUAAUUUUUUCAUAAUGUUUGUUAGUUUAAUAAGUUGUAGGAUAUGAGCUCACUUCCUGGAACCAUCCUGGGGUCACAUGUCUACGCUCUGUCCAAACUGGACUGUGAUUGGCCCUUUUUAGAGUCCCAGGUGGCUCUGCCUGCGAUGAUGAUGAAGAUUCCAGUAUGGUUUCCGGGGAAGUGAGCUUUGUGUUUUUAGAUUGUUUUUUUGUAAUUUUGUUUGUAACUGUACAGAUGUGCUACUCGUGACAUCACUGUGACAUCAAGCUGAGGUCACCUGACCGCCACAGGUUAAACGGAGUGGAUUCAACCGAGUGUCGACUUCUGGCAUGUUCUGAGCAGGGAGGCAGGGCUUAACACCCAUCAGUUGGUAAUCGCGUGUUGAGUGACCCUCAGCUGUGGACAACUCCAGACCUUCAUAGUAAAAGUCCUGCUGGGUUUUUCUUCACUAGACCUAUGCUUGUUGGACUCCAAAUACCAGAGAACUUUUAUUUUGACAGCCUGCAGCUUUUCACCUGUUGGUUGUUGGUUGUUUCAGGGUGUUUCCACUUAGGUCCUCAUUUCUACUUCCUGUUUGUGAGUCAAUGUGAAGUUUUCUGGUUGUUUUUUAAUAAUGAAAUAGAAUUUUUUUUUCAAAGUAUGAAAUAUUCUAGGUUUUCAAAGUGAACAGAACGGUAAAUACAGACAUACGGAUACAAUUUAUUUGAAUUUCUGGCAGUACAUAGUUUUCAAAUCAGAUAUUAUGGAAUGAAACUAUUUUCGGGGUUGGGAGGGUUACAUUUGAUACAAGCAAUACAAAAGAGACCGAGCUAGUUGAGCCCGGCCUAGUUGAGUCUUGGCUAGUUGAGACCAAAUGUCGCUGGUUCACCUGGUUGAAAUGCGUUAAGGAUACCCAACGAUGAAGAAAGUUCCAAUUGCAACUGAAGACAUGUGAUUAUGCUGACCAAUAGGAACCGAGGAUGUUUCCUUUAAUUAUACUGACCAUUAGGAUCUGAGGAGUUAUGGUCUACAAACAGAACACUACGAAUGCUAGGACGGGGAUUAAAUUAUUAAUAAUUGAUGAUACAAUCGAAGGUUGUAAAGAAGGACUUGUGUCAAAGUUCUGUUCUGGGAGUACAAAAUAAAAUGGUUUGGGACAAAUAG